CCAAGGCCCCCUUCAAACUGCCAUUGCCCUUUUCAGAAGCAUCAUUACAAACAAAAUCACAUAUAAAAUGCCCCAAAUUCUUGUUCUUCCACUCAAUUUCUUCCAUUCUGUUUCCCUCCAUUACCAUUCUUCUUUAGCUCAGUUGAAACUCGAAACAAUCAAUUACAUCUCCACUCUCUUCUCCCCACGCCUCCCCUGAAAAAAAAAAUGCAUUCUUGAGCACUCUCCCCACAUCCAAACCCAUGCGCAUUUCACUUUUCAGUACAGAAUCAAUGGGCUCCUUCUUCAAGAAUCCUUCAAAUACCCUUUUCUCAGCUCAGCUUCCCCACCCCAAAAAAUGCUAACUUUCUUGAUUCAGAAGUAGCUAGCCAAGUACCCAGAUCUCGAAAAAAGCUCAGGUUUUGAAGGUGUGAAGCUUUGGGGAAGCAAAUUGGAAAAUGGUGGCGGAGCCUUGGCUGUUGAGGAUGAGAAAUCAGGUGAGUAAUAAGAAGUUAAGUUCUAAUCAGCAAGAAAAGCAAGUGAUAGGGAUACUUUCUUUUGAAGUGGCUAAUGUAAUGUCUAAAGUUGUUCAUUUGCACAAAUCCCUGAGUGACCCUGAGAUAAGUAAGCUCAACAAUGAGAUCUUGAAGUGUGUGGGAAUAAGGGCUCUUGUGUCCGGUGAUGAAACUAGGCUAUUAGAACUGGCUUUUGUUGAGAAACUAGAUGAUUUGGAUAGGGUUGCUAGUGUGGUUUCUAGGUUAGGGAAAAAAUGCACAAUCCCUGCAUUGCAAGGGUUUGAGCAUGUAUAUGGGGAUAUCACUUCUGGCCUAAUUGAUGUUAGGGAAUUUGGGUUUCUGGUCAAGGAUAUGGAGGGGAUGGUGAAGAAAAUGGAGAGGUAUGUGGGGUCCACUGCAAGCUUGUAUAGAGAAAUGGAGGUUUUGAAUGAAUUGGAGUUGGGUUUGAGGAAGUUCCAGCAGAAUCAGCAUGAGGAGACUAGGAAAGCUUAUGAGCAUAAGCUGGUUUGGCAGAAACAAGAUGUGAGGCAUUUGAAGGAUGCUUCAUUGUGGAAUCAGAGUUAUGAUAAGGUUGUUGAGAUGCUGGCUAGGACUGUAUGCACAGUUUAUGCCCGGAUUAAUACUGUUUUCGGGGUUAGGAUUGUAAGGAGGGAUUCUCUGAGUGUCUCAAACCCCGGGGCUCAGUUUCAGGUGAAACAUGAUUUCGAGGAGAAAUGUAGUCGGAUAGAUUCAGAGUGCACGCAAGCUGACUCGAAAAGAUUGGCUUUGAGCUUGAGCAAGAAGAAUCCUAAUAAUCAUUCAGGGGUUAUCGCGUUAGAGAGGAGGAGCACAAGCUACUUAGCUCGAAGUGAAGGUGGCUUGUUCAGUGCAGAGGAUUUCAAUUUCGCGUGUGGAAUGGGACCCGGGAGGUUAUUCAUGGAAUGUUUGAGUUUGAGUUCUGCUACAAGGCGGGACGAUGAUGAUGAUGAUAUUGGCAGUGAUGAUAGAACCAGCCAGAUUUCUAGAUGUUGCAGUGUUACAAGUGGAACGAGGAGACAAACAGCAAAUUCGUCCCGUUUCUUUAGUAGAUCCCUAAGUGGCGUUCCUUUCAGUGGAAAUCCAAGACAGUUUCGGGGUAGUAUGAGUAACAACAGUGCAAGAUUUGGUCCCAAAAGUCGGGUAUUGUUGUAUGCUCCUCCAUCAACCGUUGGAGGCUCUGCUCUGGCAUUGCAUUACGCGAAUAUCAUAAUCGUCAUAGAGAAGCUGCUUUGUUACCCCCAUCUGGUUGGUGAGGAAGCUAGGAACGAUCUAUACCUAAUGUUACCAACGAGCAUAAGAAAGGCGUUGAAGACUAAUUUGAAGUCUUAUAUGAAUGGUUUAGCAAUAUACGACGCUCCUCUUGCUCACGGUUGGAAAGAAAGGCUCGAGGAAACCCUGAAGUGGCUUUCCCCGUUGGCACACAACAUGAUCAGGUGGCAAAGCGAGCGUAAUUUCGAGCAGCAGCAGCAAGUUGUCACGAGGGCAAACGUUCUCCUGCUCCAAACGCUGUUCUUUUGUGAUUGUAAAAUGACCGAGGCAGCUAUCUGCGAGCUGCUCGUGGGACUAAACUAUAUAUGCUGGUAUGAACACCAGCAAAACGCUUUGUUGGAUUGCGCAAGCAGUUUUGAUCUCGAAGACUACAUGGAGUGGUGAUUGCAAGCCCGGGAUUGUUUUUGCUCUCGAUGACAUUCCCGGAGUUGGAUAUGCUGUGAACAUCAUAUCAGUAACUUGUUGAGUACCGGAAUCUGUAUGAUAAAUUAGAUGAUAGUUGAAACACAAUGCCAUUGUCAUACCUAGUCUGCUAGUCAUGAAAAGCUUGAAUUGUGAAGUAUAUAGUUCCACACUUGCACUUCAUGAAGGUAGUGUGGAUUAUAUAUACUUUCAUGUAUGAAUUAGUCCAUUAUCCUUAAUGUGUUCAUUUUUUUA
Molecule: messenger RNA, 2438 nt
Organism: Ipomoea triloba (trilobed morning glory)
Lineage: Eukaryota; Viridiplantae; Streptophyta; Magnoliopsida; Solanales; Convolvulaceae
Exons: 1
Coding region: 438-2165 (575 amino acids)
Biological process (GO): positive regulation of growth
Source: RefSeq, a predicted model, not a curated record